Molecule: messenger RNA, 981 nt
Organism: Manis javanica (Malayan pangolin)
Lineage: Eukaryota; Metazoa; Chordata; Mammalia; Pholidota; Manidae
Source: RefSeq, a predicted model, not a curated record
AUGACACAGAGUCCUGUGGGGCCAGAGGGCUACAGGGGCGGGAUGCGGAAGCUUGCAAAGGACCAUCACUACCACACAGCCCGCAUUUUCAACUCGAGGAAACUUCAGGCUAUUUCUCACCCCCUGCACCAUCUGACCAUCAUGAACCCCCGCCUCUGUAGCCUUUUGGUCCUGCUGUCUCUUUCUGUCAGCCUUUUGGACUCCCAGCUGCACUGCCUGAUGGGCUUCCUGUAUCAGACUUUGGUGAUUUUGGACAUUCAAUCUCACAGCAGAGUCAUUUCCUAUGUAGGCUGCCUGAUUCUGUUCUCUUUUUUUAAUCUUUUUGGAUCUUUGGCUAGUAUAGUCCUGACUGUCAUGACCUGCGAUUUGUUUGUAGCUAUUUGUCACCCCCUGCACCAUCUGACCAUCAUGAACCCCCGCCUCUGUAGCCUUCUGGUCCUGCUGUCUCUUUCUGUCAGCCUUUUGGACUCCCUGAGUCUGAGGCAGCUGCACUGCCUGAUGGUGUCACAACUUACCUUCUGCACAAAAGUGGAAAUUCCUCAAUUCUUCUGUGACCCUCCACAACUCCUCAAGCAUAUGUGUGAUGAUAUCUCCACCAAUAAUAUAUUCAUCUGUUUUAUUGUUGCCAUCUUUGGGGGUGUUCCAAUCUCGGGGAUCCUUUACUCUUACUACAAAAUUGUUUCCUCCAUUCUGAAAGUUCCAUCAACAAGCGGGAAGUAUAAAGCCUUCUCCACCUGUGGCUCUCACCUGUCAGUGGUUUGCUUGGUUUAUGGCACAGACCUUGGGGUGUACCUCAGCUCAAGUGUCUCACAUGCUCCCAGGAAGGGUGCAGGGGCCUCAGUGUUGUACACUGUGAUUGCCCCCAUGCUGUACCCCUUCAUCUACAGCCUGAGGAACAGGGAUGUCAAGAGGGCUGUGCAGAAGCUCCUCAACAGAAUAACUUUGGCUUCAAUCAAAUCUAUUGAUGUAGGUUGUGCGUGA